AUGUCCGGAGAAACUGAUGACAGCUACGAUUACCUAUUCAAGAUUGUGCUCGUGGGCGAUUCUGGCGUGGGCAAGUCAAACUUGCUUUCAAGGUUCACCCGGAACGAGUUUUGUCUCGAGUCGAAGUCGACCAUAGGCGUAGAGUUUGCAACUCGGACGAUUGAGCUACAAAACAAGAUCAUAAAGGCUCAAAUAUGGGACACUGCGGGGCAAGAGCGCUAUCGUGCAAUUACCAGUGCAUAUUAUAGAGGGGCAGUUGGCGCCUUGCUAGUUUACGAUGUGACCAGUGGGGAUACGUAUGACAAUAUAGAAAAGUGGCUGAGCGAGUUGCGUGAUCACGCGGAUGCAAGUAUUGUCAUAAUGCUUGUCGGCAAUAAAUGCGAUCUUGAGCACUUAAGGGUUACCGAAGCGGCUACCGCACAACAAUUCGCAGAGAAAGAAGGCCUCAUGUUCAUCGAAACUUCUGCACUUAACGCAACAAAUGUUGAGCACGCGUUCAUUGAUUCUCUCGGGAGGGUGUAUGAUGUGGUCUCGAAGCUGAAGAUGGCCUGCACCCCAAGUCAAAGUGCUGCAGCUAGCCUUGUUUGCCGAACAGUUUCUACAACUUGAUUCGGAGCCCAGUGUAGUAAGUUGUUGCACACGUGUAAUACGAAUACUAGUACAAGUAACCAGCACGAAAUUUAUACUUUCGGUGAACGCAGAACAGUCGACGUUCGAGUCAACAUCGACUAUUCUACACGUUGUGCAUCUGUCUGUCUUUGGCUCUCAGUGUAGUGCGGUGUUGCACGCGACACAACUAACUUUCUACCUUUCCAUCUGCAAUGAUUGAGCACCGACAUACAACGAUCAAUCUCACUUUCUUGUGAAACAGUCAAAUCUACAAAAGCAAAUCCUCGACACUGCUGCGGCUCCGUACUGAACUUGUCGAGCUUGAUGUCCACAGAAACUACGUCCCCAAAAGGUGCAAGACGCCUACUGAUUUCGUCCACUGUGACAUCUGGAGCAAGCCCUCCAACAUGCAGACGGCUAGAAAACUUCAUACGAUGCACUCGUGACUCUCGUUUUCGUUCUGCGUGAACUCAGUCGCCAAUAGUUUGCUUGUCGCACAGGUUUUACGUUUCUGACCACGCUUGUAAUUACGUCUUCCUUCGAUGAGCGCGUGCGCCACGAAAUAAUAGCGACAACGGCUGCGUAAAAACUCGUUUGCGACCGAGCGUGAUAGUGCC
This is a messenger RNA of Ostreococcus lucimarinus CCE9901, 1226 nucleotides long. RefSeq lists its product with no specific name. Bases 1 to 609 code for a protein of 202 amino acids. Gene Ontology annotation, molecular function: GTP binding; GTPase activity. Gene Ontology annotation, cellular component: endosome. The transcript has 6 exons. NCBI's taxonomy places the organism in Eukaryota, Viridiplantae, Chlorophyta, Mamiellophyceae, Mamiellales, Bathycoccaceae. The record is from RefSeq and is a predicted model, not a curated record.